Molecule: messenger RNA, 882 nt
Organism: Laccaria bicolor S238N-H82
Lineage: Eukaryota; Fungi; Basidiomycota; Agaricomycetes; Agaricales; Hydnangiaceae
Exons: 3
Coding region: 1-882 (293 amino acids)
Cellular component (GO): eukaryotic translation initiation factor 4F complex
Molecular function (GO): translation initiation factor activity; mRNA binding; protein binding
Source: RefSeq, a predicted model, not a curated record
AUGGUACAUCGCAAGGUCAAGGCUUUACUCAACAAGUUGACUAUGGAGAAGUUUGAUUCUAUCUCUGGACAGGUUAUCGUUUGGGCGAAUAAAUCGGAGAAGGAGAAGGACGGAAGGACUCUCAUUCAAAUUAUUCGACUCGUCUUUGAGCAUGCUAUCGAUGGAGCUACUUGGUCAGAGGUGUAUGCUCGCCUUUGCAGGGAAAUGAUGAAUCGAAUCAGCCCCAAAGUUCAGGAUGAGGGUGUUAAGAAUUCUGAAGGAAAUCCCAUUGCUGGCGAUCAACUCUUCCGAAAAUACUUGUGCAAUGGAUGUCAGGAAGGCUAUGAGCGCGCUUCCGGGGAUGGCGUUGCAAAGGCUGCCAACCAGCAGAACAAGGAAGGUAGAACUGAGGAAGUCGCGCUAUUUUCGGACAAAUACUACGCUGCACAGAAGGUCAAGCGACAUGGUCUCGGUCUGAUCAAGUUCGUUGGAGAACUCUUCAAACUACAGAUGUUGACUGAACAUAUCAUGCAUAACUAUGUCGAGACACUGCUCGUAAACGUGGAGCAUCUAGAGGAGGUAGAGAUCGAAAGGUCGUGCAAAUUGCUGACCACUGUCGGCGCCCAUCUCGACACACAGAAGGCCCGGGCUCAUAUGGACGUCUAUUUCUCUCGGAUAAAGGAGCUUACCAAGAGCCAGAAUGUCAGCUUACGAAUGCAGUUCAUGUUGCAGGAUAUCAUUGAGUUGCGAGAACGGAACUGGGUCUCUCGUGAUGCAAUUGUUGCACAGAAAAGGGGGUCUGAUGGCCGGGAUGUUGCUGGUAGCGGCUCUGGUGCUCCUCCGAGUCGUCUGCGUAAGAAGGCACAGAAAGCAAACGGGAUUAAUCUCUCGAACAAGCUCUAG